CACGCCUCCUGCCUCCUGCCAGCACCCAGAGGGGCGAAUGAAAUGAAAGAAUAAAGGUGAAGACUGAAAACAAAAGAUUCGGAUGGAGGUGCUUCAACCAUUCUUGGUCUUUGGGGACGGCAGUCUGAGUGAGAUUAAGUAUGGAACUUCAAGGUCUUUGUGAUAAUGGAAACCAAAAAAUUGAUUGGUAAACCGCUUCAACCAGCAAGACCUGUUCGUCAUCUGACUUCUCCCCCUGGAGCAGUAUUCCCUUUCAACUUUCAAAACGAAUAUCCGUGCAAAACUCAGUGCUUACAAAGCGGAGUUAGCAGAUGUAAGACGAAUGGAAUGCAAGCCUUUUCUCAAGGUCAUAAUGAACCACAGCAACAUCAGUCUCCAGUUAAAAAAGAGAGAAUUAAAUACAGCAGAGAUUUCCUGUUGAAGCUCUCAAGUGUUUCCAUCUGCAGAAAAAAACCAGACUUUCUGCCUGAUCAUCCCAUUGUACUUCAAAAACCGGAAAACCACCCAAGUUUUAAGUAGCAUUUUAAGAACAGAUGAAUUUGAACAUAAAGAAUUACUCGUUUUAUAUUUUGGACACCUGCAAAUGAAGUGGACCUAGUAACAAUAACUGUAAUGGACUGUGACAGUUCAGCUUAUUUUUAAUUUUGAUGGUUGGGUAUUUGGUUUCUCCCUAAAAUGAGAAAGAUAUUUUAAAUAAUUUUCUAAUCAGUUUCAACUUUGCAGGCAGUUUCCUGCAUAAAUUGGGAAGUAACACUGGAAAGUAGGAAUUCGGUUAGUAAAGUGGGAAGACUGUAUUUAUAAUUUGCAUGCUACUUGCAAUUUUUUUUGUCUUUCAUCUCUUGUAAUAAUGGAAUGGAAAUGUAAGCUGUAAAGAUUCCCAAAUAUAAAGUAUUUGCUAUGAUGUA
Messenger RNA from Felis catus (domestic cat), 905 nucleotides. It is a transcript of the gene CF2H8orf88, whose product is annotated as chromosome F2 C8orf88 homolog. The transcript has 6 exons. Gene Ontology annotation, biological process: negative regulation of translational initiation. Gene Ontology annotation, molecular function: eukaryotic initiation factor 4E binding. The record is from RefSeq and is a predicted model, not a curated record. Gene Ontology annotation, cellular component: cytoplasm. The coding region runs from base 166 to 519 and encodes 117 amino acids. NCBI's taxonomy places the organism in Eukaryota, Metazoa, Chordata, Mammalia, Carnivora, Felidae.